Orycteropus afer afer is the source of this 492-nucleotide messenger RNA. It is a transcript of the gene SFT2D1, whose product is annotated as SFT2 domain containing 1. Gene Ontology annotation, biological process: vesicle-mediated transport. Lineage: Eukaryota; Metazoa; Chordata; Mammalia; Tubulidentata; Orycteropodidae. The transcript has 8 exons. The record is from RefSeq and is a predicted model, not a curated record. The coding region runs from base 13 to 492 and encodes 159 amino acids. Gene Ontology annotation, cellular component: membrane.
GGAGACAGGGCCAUGGAGAAGCUGCGACGGGUCUUGAGUGGCCAGGACGACGAGGAGCAGGGCCUCACCUCGCAGGUCCUGGAUGCCUCCUCCCUGAGUUUCAGCACCAGACUCAGGUGGUUCGCCAUCUGCUUCGCGUGCGGCGUCAUCUGCUCUAUCCUGGGGACUGCGUUGCUGUGGCUUCCGCAGGGCCUGAAGCUUUUCGCUGUGUUUUAUACCCUCGGAAACAUGGCUGCCUUAGCCAGUACGUGCUUUUUAAUGGGGCCCAUGAAGCAACUGAAGAAAAUGUUUGAAACGACACGGCUGCUGGCGACAGUUCUGAUGCUUUUGUGUUUCUUAUUUACCCUGUGUGCUGUAUUUUGGUGGCAUAAGAAAGGGCUGGCCUUACUGUUCUGCAUCCUGCAGUUCCUGUCUAUGACCUGGUACAGUUUGUCCUACAUCCCGUACGCAAGGGAUGCAGUGAUUAAAUGCUGUUCUUCUCUCCUGAGUUGA